CAUGCUAAUCAAAUUGACAUGGUUGCGAUGACACGAUUAAUCAAUUAAUUCUGCUGUGAAAAAUAGUCCGAAAUGAAAAAAGAUUUGAAUACUUCAUCUUUAUAUUGAGCAAAAAAUCAAAAUAUCAAUUUUUAGUGAAGGUAGCAGCCAGAAAGGUUAAGAAGCUGAGAGCCAUCGAAAGUAUACAUUGUAGAUUAAAGAAAUAAAAUAAAAAUGGAUAAGAAAGAUAAAACACCGCCAGCAGUAAAGCUAAAGCCAGAAAAGAAAGACGUAUCAUCUACUGGUUCGUUUUCAAAAGCUAGAAGAACUUUUGAGGCUCCGUUAAGUAAAACGCUUCCAGAAAAAUUAGAGGAUAAAAUAUGUUGGUAUGCUAGAAAUAGAAACUGGAAGGCUCUAAAUAAACUGCUUGAAGAAGCGAAAGAGGACGAAGCUGUGUAUUUUAGCCUUGCCGGAGUUUCCUAUGAUGAAGGACUUACUCCUCUCAUGGCAGCAUGUCGAGAUGAUCAAGUUAACUCUGCUGAAUCCUUACUCAACUCAGGUGCUUUUAUCGACGACAUCGACUCCAAUGGUAGGACAGCACUGUUUCAUGCAGCGACAUAUGCAUCUCAAGAAAUGGUAAAAGUUUUGCUAGAUCAUGGAGCUGAUCCGUUUAUGGUUGCAGGGGAUUACGAACGAACAUGUCUUCAUCAAGCAUGCUCAAGAAGUAGCGGUGCUAUAGAUGUUGUAAAGCUUUUGUUGGAGACAAUGGGAAAUGAAGCUAAAUUGGAACAGGACAAAGCCGGGUUGAUACCUAUCCAUCUGGCUAUAAAUAAGGGUAACAUCAAUGUUGUACACGAAUUGCUUCAUGAUGAGGUCGACGCACAACUCAAAGCAGUCACAAAGGAUUAUCGGGACUGUGCAUUGCAUCUUGCUGCACGGAGAGGAGACUACAAUAUCAUGAAAGUUCUGGUUGAAAAUGGAGCUGAAGUUGAUCAAACCAAUCUUGAGGGCCAAACUCCGCUGCAUAUAGCUUGUUCAGAAGGUGACGAACAGACUGUAAAAUAUUUGCACGAGUCAAAAGCUUCGGGAAGCAUAAAAGACAGGCGAAACAGAACAGCCAUUCAUGUGGCCACGGAGACUGGUAACAAACAAAUCAUCGAGAUGUUAAUUGACAAAUUUCACUCAGAUAUCAAUCAAAGAUCGAAGGAUGGAAGCACAUUGGUGCAUUUAGCAGCAAAAUGCGGACAUGCAGAUGUGGCUUUAUAUUUCGUCAAAAGAGGCGUACCUAUUCAAAUGCCGAACAAAGAAGGGGCAGUUGCGUUACAUGAAGCAGCUAAGCAAGGACAUGUUCAUGUUGUUAGAGCGUUGAUUUCAAAAGGUGCACUCACAAAUACACUUACAAAGGAUAAAUACACACCGUUACACACGGCUGUGAGGUAUGGUAAGCAUUUGGUUGUUCAAAUUUUGCUGGGUAUUGGUGCAAGUGUUAACGAGCAGGGUGGAUCGAAAAAUGAAACUGCUCUGCAUUUGGCGGCAAAAUUACAACGUUUUUCUGAACAAGUUGUAGAAAUGCUGAUCAAAAGUGGAGCCAGAAUAAACGAAGAAAAUAUGGAAGGAGAUACUGCUCUUCAUGUCGCUAUAAAGCAUCGCAAUUAUCCGGUCGUGAAAAUGCUAAUCCAAAAUGGCGCCUUUGUCGAAGUUAAAAACGAGGCUGGGGAAACUCCACUGCACCUGGCUAUCAAAUAUAUGACUGUUGCAAUCGCUUUGGAAAUUAUUGAUGACAUGAAAAAAGACAUGGAGGUUGAUGCAUUUGUUAAAGCAGUAAACGAUGUGAACAAGGAAGGUGAAACAGCUCUUCACUAUUGUGCUAAUAUCAGACCUAAAAUAGAAAACAAACGAACGUAUACAGAUCUGUGCAAACUUUUAUUGGAUAAUCAUGCUGAACUCAAUUUGAUGACGAAUACAACAGAAGAAACUCCACUUCACUAUUGCUGCCGUGGUGGAAACUCAGAUGUCCUUAGAAUGAUAUUGGGUGGCAUGACUGCCAAAGAAGCCAGUAAAGCUUCCAACCAACAAAAUAAGGGUUGUUGGUCUCCUUUAUUGAUUGCUUGUGAAAGAGGAUAUGCUGGAGUUGUGCGUAUUUUAUUAGAAAAUCACAGCAGAGUUGAUAUCUUUGACGAGUAUGGCAAAGCUGCAUUACACAUCGCAUGUGAGAAUGGUCAUUUGGAGUGUGCUGAAUUACUGCUGGAGCAGAAAGCGUAUGUCAACGCUAAAACAAAGCUUGGAUUGACUGCUGUAAGUUUGGCAUCCGCCAGUGGUCAUAACCAACUGGUUGAAUUGUUGAUCACGAAAUACGGUGCAGCACAUGACAUAUUAGCUCUGAAUAAAAGAUCAGCCUUGCACCUAGCAGCAGAAAGAGGACAUUUGCAUGCAUGUCAAACUCUACUUGAUCUUGGCGCUGACCCCAUGAAAACAGAUUUGAAUGAACAAGCUUCUAUUCAUGGUGCUGCGGAGAAUGAUAACCCACAGAUUGUAAAAAUGUUUUUAUCAAAAUAUCCCGAGUUGGCUGGAUUGAUUAAUAAGGAAGGAAAUAAUUGUACACAUAUUGCUGCAUCAAAAGGCAGUGUUGAAGUAAUGAAAGCGCUUAUUAAGAGCGAUCCAACAAUGGCUUUCGCGAAAAACAAGGGUACUGGACAAAUGCCAAUUCAUUUAGCUGCUGCUGGAGGGCAUGUGGAAGUUUUGCAAUUGUUAAUUAACCAGGGAGUUCCCGUUGCUGAUGAAGAUAAAGAUGGCAUGACACCUUUACAUCUUGCUGCAAAAUUUGGACAAAGAGGCAGUAUUGAUUUAUUAAAAGGAAAAAUCCCAUUUAGCAUUGUCAGUAACAAGACUGGUUUUACGCCACUGCAUAUCGCAGCAGAGCACGAUCAAACUGCAUGUAUGGCUGAUUUCUUAACAAGAGUAUCUGGAGGUAUAUUGAGUGAGUGCCCAGUGGGUAAGCCUCCAGAAGAAACAGAAUACUUAUACACGAGUCUUCACCUUGCUGCUAAAAAUGGACACGUGGGUGCUGUGAGAAUGCUGAUAAAUAGUGACGGUGUCAUUGUUGAUAAACCAACAUCGAAGAAAGGCUAUAUUCCAUUACACAUGGCAAUAGUUGAAGGACACAAUGAAGUGGCGAGUUUAUUGUUGAGUAGAUCUGCAGAUCAAAUUAGGUUCAAGUGUGCAGCAGGACGAGCUCCUCUCCAUUUUGCAGCUGCACAUGGGCAUUUGCAAUUGGUGCAAUUACUGUUGGGUCAAGGUGCCGAAAUCAAUGAUCCCGACAACAAUGGAUGGACCCCUCUUCACUAUGCAGCCGAUGCUGGCUUUCUAGAAGUGGUUCGCUAUCUAGUCCAAAUGGGGGCUAUUUCAACUAUAGAAGAUAAUGAUGGUAAAGCACCAUUAGCGUUUGCUGCUAAGAACCAUCAUUUAGACGUUAUGAAGUUUUUAUUGUUAAACGAAUUUGACGUCGAAGAACUCUUGCAGGAUAAAAAAUUUUUGGCUCAUUUGAUGAUUUGCUGCAAGUUGAACAACAAUGUCUCAGCCCAGGAUUUUAUUUUGAAUUCUCCUGCACCUAUCUAUACAGCUAUUAAACUCACCUUGAUGUAUCGAGAAGAAUCGUUGAGAGUGAAGGACAAAAGUCAGGAUUACUUGGAAAUUGCUUUAUUUUGCGAGCAAAUGGCAUAUGACAUACUUCACAUUGCUACAACGUAUGGUUGUGAAGGGUUAUUGAACGCCAUUGAUGAUGCCAAACAACCAUUGUUAGAUAUCAUGAUAGAUAAUGAAUUCAAAGAUUGCGUUGCACAUGCAAAUGUACAAGGUUACUUAUCUGACCUGUGGAGAGGAAACGACAUUCAUAUCGAAGGAGUGUUCGCCAUUUUAGUUGCAUUCAUCUGUUUCAUUUUCCCGCCGUUAUGGUUUUUCCUUUGCUUGCCAUUUCAUCGUUGGAAUAAAAUACCUACACUGAAGUUCAUAUGUCAUAUUGUUUCACACAUGUAUUUCAUUAUUGUGUUAACAUUAGUGAUUGUCGUGCCGUGGGAUCGGUCUUAUCUUGAGCUAUAUCCAAUGCCAUGGGAAUGUGCACUGCUAAUUUGGUUGUUUGCCAUCUUUGUAAAACAAAUUGCUGAUUCCGAGUUUAAAUUGCUGCGAUUAAUAACAUGUGUUUUGUCAAGUGCAGCUCUUGGUGCAAACUUAAUGGCAGUAUUUGUCGACGACAGACCAAGAGAGAAUUUGAUGUACGUUAGAGAUAACAUCUUUGCCUUUGUCCUGCUUGUGCUGAUUGUUCAAAUCUUUGAAUUUAUGAACAUGCAUGAAUUAUUUGGUCCAUGGUCUGUUAUCAUUCGAAGUUUGGUCAUGGAUGUUGUGAAGUUUCUUAUAGUGCUAUUGUUGUUUAUUGGUGCUUUUACAUUACAUAUGUGCGUGAUUUAUAAACCAGUUUAUAACAAAAAGAGAGUUGAUUUUCCCGAAGGUUUUACUGACUUAAACAUUAAAGUCAGCAUUAGAAUAGUUUUUGAAGAGCUAUUCUUUGCAUGCUUCGGUCUUACAAAUAGACCAGUAGAAUUAACUGCAAAGGAAAGAAACGACAGUCCGAGUGAAACGUAUGUUAUCGCUACAUUUGUCUUUGCUAUUUAUCAGAUUCUUGCUAUUAUUGUGCUGGUGAAUUUACUUAUUGCAAUGAUGAGCGACACAUAUGCCAAAAUUGAAGAAAAGUCGGAAAUUGAAUGGAAGUUUGGACGUGGAAGUGUAAUAUGGAAUAUGACUAAAACAACAUCUGUGCCGGCACCUGUUAAUUUGGUGACUACAUUCAUCGUUGUUUUAAAAGUAUGCAUUACAGCAAGGUUUUUAUGUUGUUGCGCCAACGUCCGAAAAAUUUAUUACGACAUGAACAACAAAGUGCAUGGUCGAUUUGAUAACGAUGAUGAAAGUGAUGAAGAUGAAGGAGAAGAGGAUAUUGAGAGCCCAAAAAGAAAAAAAAGACCUCAACAUUUGAAAAAGGUUGUACCCUGGAAAGACAUUAUUGAAGAAUAUUGGCUAUUCAAGGAAGUCGACAAUAGCAGCGAAGCCUAAAUCGCCCUGUUGAAACCAUUCAACUUGUGUACAACGAAACAAAAUAUAUAUAUAACAUUAUUUUGUAUUCGAAACUUGGACAUAUGUUUUGCUGUUUAAAGAUUAUCAAACUAAACUAAGACAGAACAGUAACGAAAAUCGAGAUAUAUGAUUAUACAAAAAAAGCAAUCGAACGUAGUGCGGUAGGAAGCGGAUGGAAGUCAAGGGAUAUAGGAUUGGGGAAAUUGAGGCAAUAAUUCGUUUUAAAAUGCGUUCCUCCUUAAUAAAAAAUACGAUAUUGUUUCCCUACCUCUUUAUAAUCAAACUGUUGCGUUUUUUGGCUGGGACCAAAACAUAGUUUCCCUCGCGGAGACCUUUGACCCUGUUUCCCUCGCGGAGACCCUUGACCCUUCCUACGGUACUAGAACGUGACAAUAAACAAGUUAAAUACAUUUAAAGUUAUAAAUAUUCAAAAUGCUUUUUUCUUUGCAUUAUAAACAAAGUUAAGCACUUAAUAUUGUAAGAUUUAUAUACUUGUUGAAAUAUUUUUAUUCUUAACUCUAA
This is a messenger RNA of Hydractinia symbiolongicarpus, 5622 nucleotides long. Its product is annotated as serine/threonine-protein phosphatase 6 regulatory ankyrin repeat subunit B-like. Gene Ontology annotation, cellular component: membrane; glycosylphosphatidylinositol-N-acetylglucosaminyltransferase (GPI-GnT) complex. Gene Ontology annotation, molecular function: calcium channel activity; protein binding. Gene Ontology annotation, biological process: GPI anchor biosynthetic process; calcium ion transmembrane transport. Bases 214 to 5079 code for a protein of 1621 amino acids. The transcript is spliced from 30 exons. NCBI's taxonomy places the organism in Eukaryota, Metazoa, Cnidaria, Hydrozoa, Anthoathecata, Hydractiniidae. The record is from RefSeq and is a predicted model, not a curated record.